This is a messenger RNA of Oncorhynchus tshawytscha (Chinook salmon), 3360 nucleotides long. RefSeq names its product polypeptide N-acetylgalactosaminyltransferase 17. The transcript has 11 exons. NCBI's taxonomy places the organism in Eukaryota, Metazoa, Chordata, Actinopteri, Salmoniformes, Salmonidae. Gene Ontology annotation, cellular component: Golgi apparatus. Bases 1203 to 2981 code for a protein of 592 amino acids. The record is from RefSeq and is a predicted model, not a curated record.
GCACCAUAAUUGCAGAUAAUUUGUGCGAGUCAACUCAGCCCACCCACCCGUCUGCAUCAACGAACUGCUUUCUUCACUGUGUGACUGACUGGCACACUAACCAGGCACGCUCAAAACAAAUCUCUUCCUAGGAGCUCCAUUCCCUGUUUUCCUGCAUGCCAUUAUUAAGCGCUAUCUAGCUAGCACAUUGGAAUAAUUCGGCAAAAUUAGAUAACACGACAAAAUAAGAAAACGGCGAGUAUACGGGAAUAGGUUAAAAAAAAAAACGUUUUGCAUUACUUUGAAUAGUCCGAAUGUGAGACGACACCUCGCUUGGAAUGAUUUCAUACGCAUUUAUGUUCUGCAUUUGAGGUUUCUUUCAUCCGCGCAGCUGCAUUACGCGGACGGUUAUAUUUUAGCCUGGCUGGCUGUGUAGCAGUCUAUUCGUGCAAUGCACCGCUCAAAACGUCUCACAAUUAUUUUUCCUACACGUGGAGGAUCAAAGCCGCACAGAGAAUGCUUAAACAUGGGAUAGGCGUUUUAUGUGGUCAGUAUUUAUCUGCUAUGAUUUUGAAGAUCCGAGGUCAGAGACAGACAGCGGCUGUCCUCAAACGCGUCAUAGCCCACUUCUGCUGGAUGCAAAGAAAGAAAGACAGACUUGAGAUAGCCUUCUGACUCUUUAAAUAUUUAAGAAAACGGACUCUUCAAAACUGAAGAUAUGCUAGUCUCUGUCUAACAUCUUCUACGCUUGAUCUUCUAACAAUACAUUUUAAACAGAGAAGUCACGUAUGAGAGCCCAUGACCAGGCUCCAAAAUUACCCCGAACUAGGACGCAGCCUAAAAAUUGAUCCAAUGCGAAAUGGUAGGUGGUUAAAGCUUAUUAUUGAAAUUGUAUAAUUAGCCUAAGUUAUGUUAGAAUAUGAGCAAUCGAAAUCUGACAUAGAGCCUAUGUUUCAGCUUUGUUUCUCUGUUAAACGUCCGGCAGAUAGUAGCCUAGCCUAUCAAUGCGCACACAGUUCAAUUUGAUCAUACUGUAGCAAUUAUCUACUGUUGAUUUGCAGCACCAGCUUCUCCAGUUGGAAUGUCGCCUACGGUAUAUACAUACAAAAAAAUGCCUUCAUCAACACACAUUUACAUUGAACCUUAUUGCACAUCGCAACAAGGAGGACUCCUGAAUCGUUCCAAAAAUACUGCAAUUUAGAUCCCGGACAUCAACAACUUUAAUGGCUUUUGUGUUAAGAAGAUGGAGAGUGUUAUUGGUGCUGAACGUGGUUGCGGUCGCGGGGUUCAUGACACUUUGGACCAAGUGCACCCACACACGAGUAGCAAAAACCAUCGGUCAGGAAGAUGUGAAAAGACAAUCACGAUCUAACGGCACUGCUCAAGGUUUGAGCAUCAGUCAUGAAGUAUUGCUAAAGAGACUCGGGUCGUUGGAGGACGUGGUUUACAGACAGCUUAAUGGUCUGUCCAAGUCCCUGGGGCUGAUCGAGGGUUUUGGGGGGCGAGGUAAAGGGGGUUUCCCCGCCACCCUAGCCUCAAAAGAAGAGGCUGAUGCCAAAGUACUGAGGGAGAAAUAUGGAUACAAUGCUUACCUCAGCCAAAAGAUAUCACUGGACCGGUCCAUACCAGACUUCCGGCCUAGCAAGUGUAAAAAGGCCAGCUUCCCCAGGGAUCUUCCAAACAUCUCCCUUAUCUUCAUCUUUGUCAAUGAGGCGUUGUCAGUAAUCCUCCGCUCCGUCCACUCAGCUGUCAAUCACACACCGGCUCACCUCCUCAAAGAGAUCAUCUUGGUGGACGACUACAGCGAUGACGUUAUAUUUGGUUGUGUCCCAGAACAACUGAAAGGGCCGUUGGAGGAUUAUGUAAACAAGCGUUACCCAGGUAUGGUGAAAAUCGUGAGGAACCAGAAGCGAGAGGGACUGAUCCGUGCCCGCAUCGAGGGCUGGAAGGCAGCCAGUAGCGAGGUGACGGGUUUCUUCGAUGCCCACGUUGAGUUCACACCCUCCUGGGCUGAGCCGGUUCUGAUCAGAAUCAAAGAGGACCACAAGAGGAUCAUCCUGCCCUCCAUCGAUAACAUCAAGCACGAGACUUUUGAGCUGGAGCGCUAUGAGAACUCUGGCCAUGGCUACAACUGGGAGCUGUGGUGCAUGUACAUCAACCCCCCCAAACAGUGGUGGGAUGACGGGGACACCUCCGCACCCAUUAGAACUCCUGCAAUGAUUGGUUGCUCCUUUGUGGUCAACCGGGAGUACUUUGGGCACCUGGGGCUGCUGGACUCUGGCAUGGACGUCUACGGAGGAGAGAACAUCGAACUGGGGAUCAAGGUGUGGCUGUGUGGGGGCAGUAUGGAGGUGCUGCCCUGCUCCAGAGUGGCUCACAUUGCCAGGAUGAAGAAGCCCUACCACAGCAACAUAGCCUCCAGCACGCGGCGUAAUGCCCUGCGUGUGGCCGAGGUCUGGAUGGACCAGUUUAAGUCCCAAGUCUACCUGGCCUGGAAUAUUCCAAUGGAGAACCAUGGGAUAGACUAUGGGGACAUUUCUCAGAGGGUAGCCUUGAGGAAGUCUCUGCAUUGUAAGAACUUUGAGUGGUACCUGGACAACGUCUAUCCAGAGAUGAGGAGGUACAACAACACUCUCUUUUAUGGGGAGAUUCGUAGUAGCAAAGCGACCCAUCUGUGUAUGGACCAGGGAGAGAAGGUAAACCACACGGCCACCCUGCACCCCUGUCACGGAAUGGGACCUCAGUUGGGUCGGUACACCAAGGAGGGACAUUUUUUCCUCGGCGCUCUGGGCAGUACAGGGGACGAAACACGCUGUCUGAUGGACGACCAGGUCUCCAAUUUCCCUCAGCUCCUCAACUGUGACAAAGUCUCCAACACCAGGCUGACCACAUGGCACUUCUCUCAGAGCAUAGGGCCGCAGCGAGCCCCUGCCAUGCCAGACCUGUGCAGGUUAACCCUGUGUAGUAAUACUGUAAUAACACCACAUUGUAAGGACCUGUGAAGUUGAAAAUAAAAAAUGAUAGAAGCUGCCUGGAGGUGACUGUUGAUCAUAAAGCAUCUAAGAGUAGGAGUGCUGAUCUAGAAUCAGAUCCCCCCACUGUCCAUUCAUUAUAAUGUAAAAGGCUAAACUGAUUUUAGAUGAGCACUUUUAGUCUGACAAGCUUUAUGAAUACUCUGAGGUCCCAUGAAGGUAGUAGCCUACUCAGUUGAGAACAUUCUAUUUCCUCUGUCCUUCAGAACGAGUCGAUCAUCAACAGAGCCACGGGCCGCUGUCUGGAGGUGAUACAGGCUAACGUUUACUUCGGACACUCGCUGGUGCUUCAGACCUGCUCCGGACAGAGGUGGAACAUCAAAAACACAAUGAAGCAGUAGCCACAGCA